CUAAUGAGGAGUGGCAGCUACCCAUGCCAAGUGGAAUCUCACUUAAUCACCACUCGUUCACUGUUGACCUAUUAAAACAAUUCAAUUGUGAAACAAGUGAUAUAUCUAGUGUAGAGAUAGAAAGUAUUCAGUCAACUACAGACGUCAAUACAAAUACUACAAAACCAGAUACCUCACAAAAAGACCAACGACAACAACAGCAACAACAAAGACAACAGAGACGACGAUCAGCAGGUGAUUUGAUACGUAAAUCAUCUUCAUAUUUCAAGAAAUGGAACGAACCCCUUACGUGGACCCUGAAACGAAAGAAGCAUAAAGAUUACCCGCCACCAGUUCAAAAUAUAUUUACACAAAAGAAACUAUCAAAAAUAGCCAUUAAUACAACCAUUUCUAUAGCACCUUCCUCACAGCAACCAUCAGGAUCCAUCAAAGAUAUUCAACCACCCAUCAUCACACAAUAUCCACCAACACCAUUAAAGUAUUCGCCUAUUGAGCCCCUACCGGAGUCAAUGGUUGAUACACAUAAGAAACGUAGAACGUUACAUAGACUAUCUGUGCCUAUACUAAAAAUAACCUCUGCAUUACAACAAAAGACAGAAGACGAUAUACUAAGGAGAAGACGAUCAGAUUCAGAUCUGGUUUAUCAUCUUGGAGAUACGCGUCAUAAUAAUUCAUCAUUUCUAACUAAAAAAUGGAAUAAAUUGAUUCACACAUGUAAAAGAGGGUUUAAAAAGAAAAGGCAUCCACCAAUUCAUCUUUAAUAAAAUCUUUUUUUUUUUUUCCAGAGAGAGAAAGAGAGAAAAUCAUUCUUUCCUCUAAACUGAUUUUUGUUGCACCAAAACUGAGAGAAUAAAAGGGGACUUUUUUUAAAAAAAUAAAAAUUAGACAUCAGAACUUAAGAGCAGCC
Messenger RNA from Rhizopus microsporus ATCC 52813, 907 nucleotides. RefSeq lists its product as uncharacterized. The record is from RefSeq and is a predicted model, not a curated record. The transcript is spliced from 4 exons. NCBI's taxonomy places the organism in Eukaryota, Fungi, Mucoromycota, Mucoromycetes, Mucorales, Rhizopodaceae. The coding region runs from base 24 to 761 and encodes 245 amino acids.